Messenger RNA from Lachnellula hyalina, 1086 nucleotides. RefSeq lists its product as uncharacterized. Lineage: Eukaryota; Fungi; Ascomycota; Leotiomycetes; Helotiales; Lachnaceae. The transcript has a single exon. Bases 1 to 1086 code for a protein of 361 amino acids. The record is from RefSeq and is a predicted model, not a curated record.
AUGAAUUCGCACAAUCCAGAGAAGACGACGACCUCUUCGCCGACGAAUUUGAGCCCGUCGCUGAAUCCACUGAAAUCGCACAACCCACUCCACCUACAAAAAACAAACACCAACCCCACCCCACCUCCAACAGCUCCCGCAAAGAAUGGCAGACCAGCCCAGGAGAAACGUCCACGUGGCGGUGGACGAGGAACAAAUGGUCUGAACCAGUCUCGAUACGCGCCCCAGACCGAAAGUGCAGCACCAGCACCAUCCCAAGAUCUCUCUACCCCCGCCGAAGCACCCACCCUGCCUCCCAAUCAAUCCCCCGAAUCAACACAAGCACCAGCACCAGCACGCACCCACGCUGUACGCGGCGACCGCUCCCUAACCGGCGGCACCCUCCCCAAGAAACUCACCGAAGAAGAGCUCACAGCCAAGCUAGCACAGAUGGCGAUCCUGAACGCGCAGAAAUCGGAAUCCCAUCGCAAGUCCGAGGCUGACCAAGCCGCGUUCCAGCACCGCGAGAAAGAGCUGAAGGUGAAGAAAGAAGAGGAGCGCAAGAAUAGCCGGCAGAUGGAGAUGGAGCGCGCGAAGAACCGCCAGAGGAAGAUGCAGGCGCAGGGCGGCAGGGAGUGGGAUAGUGAGAAGGUGGAGAGCGAUAUUGUGGAUGGGAAGAGUAGGGGAAGAACGAGCGAGUAUGUCAGAGGUGGGCAUGGGGGUGUUGUUCGCGGACGGGGUGCGGGGUUGGCAGGGAGUCAGUUUGCGGAUGAGGAGGUGUUGGGGGAUGGGCCGUCGAGAGGGCGAGGUGGGUUUGAGAGAGGAGGACGAGGGCGUGGAAGGGGUGGUCGUGGUGGUAGGGGAGGUGGCCAGUCUGCUCCAGCAGUUGAGGAUUUCCCUUCGUUGCCUACACCAAGCAAAGCUGAAGAGAAAGCCAAAUCACCUUCGCCGAGCAAGGUAGAGGCAGGUGAAACGCUGACGCCGAGUAAAGAGGAAGAUGUCAAGUCGCCUGCCGGUGAAAAGUCUGCUCAUGAUUGGGCCGAAGAGAUGGCUACACCCGUGGAGGAAAAGAAGCAGGCCGAGUUUUUGGACAAGACGACUGUUUAG